Cynara cardunculus var. scolymus (artichoke) is the source of this 375-nucleotide messenger RNA. RefSeq names its product formin-like protein 14. The transcript has a single exon. Bases 1 to 375 code for a protein of 124 amino acids. NCBI's taxonomy places the organism in Eukaryota, Viridiplantae, Streptophyta, Magnoliopsida, Asterales, Asteraceae. The record is from RefSeq and is a predicted model, not a curated record.
AUGGUCACUACCACCAUAAUCACCACCUCCACCGCCAUCGGGUACCACUACCACCGCCCACCACCUCCAUAUCCACCAUUAUCAGAUGCCACCACCGUCAGACAGAGGUCACGUCCUCCGCAACCACCACAUCCAUGGUCGACCACCGGCCCCUUCUGCCCAUGGCCACUACCAUCUUCAACCAUCCACUUUCACUGCCCACCACCACAACUACCACCAAAAUCACCGCCACAACCACUACCUCCAUUUUCACCACCAUAUCAAUCACCACCUUUACCUCAACCACCACCUCCUCCUUUGACAACCGCAACCACCACUAUCGCUGCAACAACCUACACGGUCUUCGGCCACCACUGUUACCGCCUCCGCCAAUGA